AUGUCUUGGGCGCCUUCGCACGAGGUCAUUUCCCUCAUGGCCAUCGAACCUCAAGUUCAACCUCCUCCCCUCAACACAGCAUCCACACCCUCACCUUUCAAUCCUACGGCCUCUGUGUCAGUCGACACGACCAACACAGGCUCGCGAUUACAUUUCUGCCUAGCUUCGCCUUCCGAGGCGACCUUGCGCAACUUAUCGGAACAGGGUGCGCCCGGAGGUGGCAGCCUGAUGGGGACUAGCGUAGAGAAUGCUCUGGUCUUGUCAGACGAUGACGAAGAGGACAACGUGCCUGCUGCGAGAGCCGCGCCGUCCCUGCCCAGCACGCCUUCGCACAAUCCCUUCGCAGUUGCCAGAGCUCAAGCGGCCGCUGCCAUCGCGGCCGCACAAGCAUCGCCUUCCCGUACCUGCACGAACGCAACCGCCUCAGCUAUUCUCGAUAGUGCGACGUCAGAUCACCGGACUUUAACACCUCCGACGACAGAUGCGUGCAAUUCUGUGAGGGCCUCAGGCACUCCAUCCGAUGCUCGUGCCUGGCGGCAGUCUCCACAGUCACGUCAUCAAGGCAGCUUCGAUGAUGUCCACGCCCGACCUCCUGCUAUCGCGGAGGAGCGCAAUGAGACUUUGCAGCAACGCAUACAAGCGAUGGAGGACGAACUGAAGGCCUUGCGCGGUCAAUUAGAAGAAAGGUCGAGUCAGCAGAACACCCAAGUGAGGAACUUGCACCAUACCAUCAAUGACCUUGGGAGCUCGUAUCGCAAGUCAGCUGCUGCUGAAGAGGAAACUUCCCAGAAGGUGGAGAGAGCUUUCAAGAAGCUCGCAUCUCUGCAGGGUCAACUGACAAGGUUAGACAAAGCAGUUACAAAAUCUCACAACGAGCUGAUGUCGCAGAUCAAUAGCACACAAGGCAAGCUACAGGAGUGGCAAGCAUCAAUUCAAGCCAAAGCCGCAAGCAGGCUAUCUGAAAUGGCUCGUCGACAAUCCAAUUUUGAGCGCAAGUUUUCUGAGCUAGCUGAACAAGACGCCGAGCUUGCUGCUCAAAUUGCGGAGGCCGCCCCUCGCUCGCUACAAAGCGAAGGCGCCGCGGCAAUUGCCAGCCGCUCAGUCGGUGGCAGACCCAGCAAUCUGUGCUGUCCCAGAUGGGUCUCUCCAGGUGCACUGACCGCUCAGUCGAGGAGGUGGAGGGCAAGACAGUGGGGUUCGCUUGUCGAUCAUCUCCUCGAGAAGCACAACAGUCCAAACGACGGUAGAGCUGUGGACUUUUGCCUUCAGACGAUUGAGCGCCUCAAUUUUCACGCGAGUAGCGGCGAUACGUUCAGGAUCUGGCUCGACAAGGGCUGUCACUAUGUUGGUUGCGAGCUGUGGUGCGACCGGGACGGCGUCAUCAGCAUCAAGCUUCGUAAUCCGGAUCUACCAUGGCUUGAAGAGAGACUUCCUCGCGGCCGAGAAGUGAUGAGCUGGCUUGAUACCUGCGGUUGGAAGGCUAGCGACGACGGCCUACAAUGGAAUCAAAAUGACGCACUCACAGACCGCGGCCGUGAGGGAGGCGAUGGAUCGAGCACGUCCGUCAGUCUACUCAGCGCUACGAGCAGUCACCAAUCCGAGGCCGAGGGACGGCAACUGACCAGCUCGUCGACAGGCCUACCUAGACGUAAGCGACGCAGAACCCACCCCAAACUCUUGGGGUCUGAGGUGGUCAGCGGAGAUGCGGAGGCUGGCAGUGCUGCUAUGCGCAUGCUUGACAAUCGUUCUGCUUCGGCGCUGGAAGCAUCGAGCAACAUGGAGAUUAGCUCGGGCAACCGUGCUCAAGACAGCAACGAGUCAAGUGGUCUGUCAGAUGUGCCUACUCCGCGAUCCUCGCCAGUGCCAACGCGCAAUAGCGAUCUCUCGAACCCGUCGCAUCUGCCACCGCAGACCGAUCCGGCCUCAUACCGAGCUCUGUAUCCUCUAGUAGACAUCUUGCGGGAAGUACAGCGACCAGGAGGUGUCUUUGAGCGUGGCUAUGGGUCAGGCACAUUGGCCAAGGAGCUUAGAGCAAGGAUGGGACUGGUGUAUGGGCAAGUAAUGAAAGCAUCAACAACCCAUUACUCUCGCUUGAAAGACUGGAUCAAGACAAUCAACUCGAGGGUAAAGGUGGAAUGGGUCAAGGAGACUUCGCAGGUUCGCCUUGAAGAUUUAAAUAGCCCCUUCUUUUCAGAAAAGGAGAACGAUGCAUACUUUGACUACGUGGAAAGUCUUCCUCUUUGGGCGCGACAAACUCGCCCAUUGUCGCGACGCCAGGAACGAAGGAUUGCGGCGGCGGCGCAGUUGUCAGGGAGAACAGAAGGCAGCUGA
This is a messenger RNA of Ceraceosorus guamensis, 2331 nucleotides long. RefSeq lists its product as hypothetical. The record is from RefSeq and is a predicted model, not a curated record. NCBI's taxonomy places the organism in Eukaryota, Fungi, Basidiomycota, Exobasidiomycetes, Ceraceosorales, Ceraceosoraceae. The transcript is spliced from 2 exons. The coding region runs from base 1 to 2331 and encodes 776 amino acids.